CUCUAACAGAUUUGGGAAAUUAGCAAAAACCAAAAUCCCAUGUAAAGUGGCUGCCUUUAUUGUUCUGGGAUUGUUAGGGUUUUGAUGAGCGAUUCGAUUUCAGGUCUUUACUUCUUCUGGCCAUGGAAUUGAAGAAGGAGAGGCUUGUCAGGUUUUAUUCUGAUAAAAAACACCAUAGAGAUUCUAUAUGGGACAGAACUGAACCGUAUCGACUUGAAAAGUCAGCCUCUCAAUAUAAGGUUGCAUCAUCUUCAUUGCUCAAAUCUGAUAAUGGACUAGUGGGGGGCAGAAGCAGAUUUGCUGAAACUUUCAGAAUCGGGCAUUCAAAGGUGUUUCCAGAGGACCAUGAGCCAUGGCGCAAGAGAAUACUUGACCCAGGUAGUGAGAUAGUGCUGCAAUGGAAUCGAGUUUUCAUUGUCUCAUGUUUGGUUGCACUUUUUGUGGACCCAUUGUACUUUUACUUGCCCAUGGCUGGAGGGAGUGGAAACAGUUUUUGCAUGAAGACAGACUUGAAUCUGCGGAUUGUUGUGACUUUUUUCCGGACUAUCGCGGAUUUCUUCUAUUUGUUGCACAUGAUUAUAAAGUUUAGGACAGCUUAUGUUGCACCAAGCUCUCGCGUUUUCGGGAGGGGUGAACUUGUCAUGGACCCAAAGAAGAUUGCACAGAAGUACGUUACAUCAGACUUCUCCAUUGAUCUCAUAGCCACAUUGCCGCUUCCUCAGAUAGUCAUAUGGUUUGUCAUACCUCCCCAAAAUGCUCAAACGGAUGACACCAACAAUGCACUUGCGCUAAUUGUUCUCCUCCAGUACAUUCCCAGAUUAUAUCUGAUUUUCCCUUUAAGUUUGCAAUUAAUCAAAGCAACUGGGGUGGUGACAAAAACUGCUUGGGCAGGGGCUGCAUAUAAUCUGCUAUUAUACAUGCUGGCCAGCCAUGUUUUAGGGGCAGCAUGGUAUUUGCUAUCUAUUGACCGGUAUGCAUCAUGCUGGAAGAAAUUUUGUAGAAAGGACCUCAGCCCCAUAAAAUGCUUGCCUAAAUAUUUAGAUUGUAAUACUGUUAACCAAUUUGAUCGUGAGACAUGGGCAAAUCGUACAAAUGUUUUUGAUAGCUGCAAUCCUGAAAGCAACAUAUUCAAAUAUGGAAUAUUUGAGAGUGCGCUGACUAAAAAUGCUGUUUCCUCCAACUUCAUCACAAAGUACUUCUAUUGCUUAUGGUGGGGUUUACAGCAACUAAGUUCAUAUGGGCAAAAUUUGACAACGAGCACUUUUAUUGGAGAGACAUCAUUCGCCAUUCUCAUUGCCAUCGUAGGUCUUGUAUUAUUUGCCCACUUAAUUGGGAAUAUGCAGACCUAUCUCCAAUCAAUCACCGUGAGGCUUGAGGAGUGGAGGCUUAAGAGAAGAGACACUGAGGAAUGGAUGGGACAUCGUCAACUCCCUGAAGUUUUGAGACAACGUGUACGGAGGUUUGUCCAAUACAAGUGGCUGGCGACUCGAGGAGUUGAUGAAGAAGCCAUCCUUCAUGGCUUACCUGCUGAUCUUCGCCGUGAUAUUCAACGCCACCUAUGCUUAGAUCUUGUUCGACGAGUACCUUUCUUCUCACAGAUGGAUGAUCAGCUUCUUGAUGCAAUAUGUGAGCGUCUUGUAUCCUCCCUAAGCACAGCAGGCACUUACAUUGUCAGAGAGGGUGACCCAGUCACAGAAAUGCUUUUCAUUAUUAGAGGUACUCUCGAUAGUUCUACUACCAAUGGAGGCCGGACAGGUUUCUUCAAUUCAAUAACAUUAAGACCUGGGGACUUCUGCGGUGAGGAGCUACUUGCAUGGGCACUGCUCCCAAAAUCCACAGUCAACAUGCCGUCUUCUACAAGAACAGUAAUAGCACUUUCUGAAGUUGAAGCUUUUGCAUUGCGAGCUGAAGAUCUGAAAUUUGUGGCCAACCAAUUUAGACGCCUGCACAGCAAGAAGCUGCAGCACACAUUUCGGUUUUACUCCCACCAUUGGAGAACAUGGGCAGCCUGCUUCAUACAGGCUGCUUGGCGUAGCCACAAGAGAAGGAUGAUGGCAAAAGAUCUCAGCUUGAGGGAAUCCUUUGCUUUGGAUGAGAAAGCAGCCUAUGAGACUGCACAAGAGGAAGAAGAAGAAUUUGAACCGACAAGUUCCAAUUCUUCACAAGUAAAAAUGAAUCUUGGGGUUACACUACUGGCCUCAAGAUUUGCUGCAAACACAAAGAGGGGUGCUCAGAAGAUCAAAGACGAGAUGCCGAGGUUACCAAAACCUGCAGAACCCGACUUCUUCACUGAGCCUGAAUAUUAGUUGCUUGAAUUAGAUUAUCCGUUGAAUGCAUCUGUCUAUUUUGUGAUAGAUCUGGGUGAAAUUCAAGAUUUCUGAACAUCAGAAUCCUUUCAGUUAGGACCUGGUAUUGUAAGGUUUCACACUAUUCCCUGCUGCUGAUUGCCAUGCCCACUAUCCUUUAAUCAGAUUUCUGGAGAUUGCCUUGAGAGCUUGGAAUGUUAUAGAAGCUGGACUUGACUGUUUUAUGGUACAAGAUUGUAUAUCAAGUUAUUAACUAAGCUGAUGCCACUUCAAAAGGUCAGAGCAAUAGUUGUUAGUUUGUUGCCAUAAACUGAAUGGCAAAUUAUGUAUCACCUAAAUAUGUAUGAAAGAUCUUCUGGUCUUUUGGCUGGGAUUGAUGUCUAAAUCUUGACCAGGUACUUUAUAGUUUACAACUACCUACUAAUCCAAUUAGUCUUCUAUGGACCUAUUGGUUGGAAGUUGGAACUCUAUGAGUAAAUUAUAGGUGUUGC
Messenger RNA from Fragaria vesca subsp. vesca, 2797 nucleotides. RefSeq names its product probable cyclic nucleotide-gated ion channel 17-like. Gene Ontology annotation, molecular function: voltage-gated potassium channel activity. The coding region runs from base 123 to 2306 and encodes 727 amino acids. Gene Ontology annotation, cellular component: membrane. NCBI's taxonomy places the organism in Eukaryota, Viridiplantae, Streptophyta, Magnoliopsida, Rosales, Rosaceae. The transcript is spliced from 7 exons. Gene Ontology annotation, biological process: transmembrane transport; potassium ion transport. The record is from RefSeq and is a predicted model, not a curated record.